CACCUUGCAACGUCUUCUUUUUAAAUAGUCAAAGAACUACAAUUACAUUGAGGCGCGAGGAACAGGUUUAGUGCCUUAUCUUAAAGCGACAACCAAGGUUGAGAGAGGUUGGAAGCAGGGAGUAGCAGGACUUAAGGUCAACACAAGCUCUUCAUCCAAUCAACAGCUGGAUAGAACCAAGACCCCGCCCUUCAUUUUUGCUUUUUCGAUAAUCUGUUGCACUUUGGAUGUACAGCACAAUACAAAAGAAAGAUCUUUCGCUACUUCCAUCUCUUUGUGACUUUAAUGCCUGGAUUUGGCGGCCGGAAGGAAGGAGCAGCAGCGUGGCAUCCCUCUCCUCCUCUCAUGUCCCCUCCCUGUGUGUCCUUGCAUGUCAGUGUCCCCUCGUCAUCCCCCCUGUGUCUCACCCCACCAGCCCUCUGUGUUCCUCCCCCUCAUGCUUGGGACAGACUGGCCUCACUGUCAGACCAAUGACUGCCUGGAUAAUACUGCCUGUCAGCCUGGCUGCCUUUUCUAUCACUGGGAUAUGGAUAGUAUAUGCUAUGGCUGUAAUGAACCACCAUGUUUGUCCUGUUGAAAACUGGUCAUACAAUGUGACAUGCACAGAGGAAACAGCCAAGCCAGGCUUCCCAAAAACAUGCUGCACCAUUCAAGACAUCCCCCUCAUCAGUAAAUGUGGAUCUUACCCUCCCGAGAGCUGUCUUUUCAGUCUUGUUGGUAAUGUGGGAGCUUUCAUGGUAGUGUUGGUGUGUCUGCUACGGUAUGCUCAGAUCAUUGAGCACAGGAACCACUGUUGGCUCAACACUAGUGGACUUGUGUCUGGAUGCACCAAUGCUGUGGGACUGGUCAUGGUGGGCAACUUCCAGGUGGACCACGCUAAAACACUUCACUAUGUAGGAGCGGGUGCUGCCUUCCCAGCAGGCAUUCUGUUCGUGUGUUUGCAGUGUUUGCUGACCUACCGGGUGGCUGUCACUGCUCUGGACUACUGGAUGGCUCAUGUGCGUGUGGCACUGGCUACUGGUGCUCUCAUCACACUGGUUCUCAGUGGGAUAUUCUUCAUCCACGAGAGCUUUGUCUUACAACACGCAGCGGCCAUCUGUGAGUGGGUCUUCACUGUAGUCAUCCUCGUAUUCUAUGGGACUUUCACCUACGAGUUUGGCACCGUCACAACUGAGACCAUGUUGGCCGGCCUCCAGCGGAACCUCUCGCUCGGGCCCGGUGUUAUGAUCGGAGACGACAUCCAGGGAGACUCCCUGGGAGGCACCACCACAAAGGGUUUGAAAUCUCCAGGUGGAAGCAGCACCUCCACCCAUCUGAACUGCACUCAUGAGAACAUCGCAAUGCUUUAGACACAUCAGCACAAACGCAGUCACAUACUGCCAGGUGGAAAGCCUCACAAUGGUGCACCCUACAUUUAAGACCACACUUGAGCUGAGAUUAAAGUGAUUUAGAGGAACCGUCCAGUCUGAUUCGAGGCAGGUUAAGAGUUGAACGGGUUUACAAGUGUGACUGUUGUAUACUACCAUUUCAGAUUUAAAUCUUGUGAUAAAUUUGUCUUUUUUUCGUCCCGUUUUGCCUUGCGAAUAAGCUUCCGUUGGGUUGUAUGUGGAUAAAAAAGGUUGUUUUUAAAGAACAGGGAUUUUAGAUCCACUUUAAGGUUGUUGUUAGCACAGAUCCAAUGGUUUGUGAGGUCACUUUGCUGUUGCUUGAACUGUUGCACUGGGCGAUGGGGUAAAUCUUUACGGUCACGUUUGCACAAAUGUUUCAGGGGUAUCUCUUUUAGAGCUUGUUACUGUUUGCCCACACUUGCUGUUACAAAUGGAUGAUUUGCAGGUAACACAAUGAAUGAACUUGUAAAUUUAAGUUCUUUUCACUUUUUUGGGAUUGCAGACUAUCAGGAUCUGAGUAUUAUAUCAUUUUUGAAAUGUGAAUGUCUAAAAAAUGGAUUGAACUAUAGCCUUUGAGCAUCUAUUAUUUUGGAAUAAGAAGAAAAAUACAUUAUAACUGAAAUCUCAUUUAGAAUAUUAAGUCUCAUUCACCCAUUUUUUUGUAAUGGUGGCCUUUUUAAUGAUGCAGUGGGUAAGAUAGAUGUUUUGUCAUGCUGGCUUGCUUCUGUCCUGUUUCAUUCUUGUUUUUAUUCCCUAUUAUUAUUUCAAGCAGGAAGAAGUGAUGUUUGGUGACCCGAGCUCUAACCUUGCCUUCCUUGUCGGUUAAUAAGUUGUAGAAUAAGUAUAUUCACAUUGACUGUACCUGUAACUUUUUAUAUAUAUUUUUUUAUAUAAAUUUCUUCUUUUUUUCUGUCAAGGGCCAUAAAAACCACUCCAAAUAUGCCACAUCCAUUCAGCGUUUUACAUUGUUAUUUUACUUGCAUAUCUUUGUUGAUUAUUUUGUGUAGUUUUAUGAUUUUUUUUUACGUAAUCAGCACAUCAGUUUUUUUUUCUGUCGCCAAAGGAUGCAUUUAAUUUUGCUAAAUAUGUACUGUAUGCCUUUGAUUCUUUAACUCUCAUUGUUUUGUGUGUGUGUGUGUGUGUGUGUGUGUGUGUCACACAGCCACUGAUAAAAUGACUACUGGAAUAUUAACAAAUUUUGAAACAAUUAUAUGAAUGAAACCUAGGCUGGAAUCUAGGAAACUUUCUGAGGGUUGAGUGGUUAUGGUGGCCUUGUAUUUGUGUGAUGUUUCCGUUUCAGGCUGUCAAUCAAAGGGUCUGUAUUGCUUUUAAAGUGACUCCAGAUUUAUAGUGCUUUAACACAGAAAUGUGCCAGUUAUUCUGUUUAUUUGCUAUUUUUAAAUGGGACAGAUAAGUUUCAUGCCAAUGAAAGGACUGUAAAUUUAGCUGUGGUCUCUAGGCAUCAUACAUGUUUAUCUCUGUUGACUCCUCUAUUAUUGGAGAGCCAAUUGAAAUUGUUUCCACUUCUCAUUCAAGGGAAUAUUCACAGCGCUGCACUGUACAACUGAAACCAUCCAUUUAAUUUAAUUUUGAAUGUUUUUAUUUUUUAUUGCUACAUCCAAAAUGUAUCAGUUGCUCAUUACAUACAUAAAUACAUUCAACUCAAACAAAACUGCAUAUAGAGGUAACAUAACUGAUAAAAUUCAAACAAAAACAAAAGGGCAUAAAAUCUUGGGUAGUAUAAAGCAUGUGCAUAUGAACCUAAAGUCAAUGUUGAUGUCAUUUCUCAUUAAUUGUCUUUUUUGCUAUAUCCCAGCAACAUGCAAUUUUUGUCAAUGCAUAUAGUCCAUAUUAUAUUAUCUGAAUAAUAGAUCAGUCAUUUAUAGGUCACCUAAGAGCAAAAGUUUGUGCAAGGAUUGUAAAUUGAUUAUUUCUUAGUUAUGUUACAAUUUGAACUGAUUUUUAUUUUGAACACAUUAGGCUUGGUCAAAGACUUUAAAGUCACAAGGGAAACCUGUCAGAUGUUUUCAUUUCAUUUUGUUGCCAACUUUUGCAAAUUCGAGGACUAUCUGAAUCUCCUCACAUGAAAAUGAUUCAAAUAUAAUGUGUUUUUGGUUGAUGAUGUUUCUUUCUUGAUGUUACAUGACUUUCAGCUGUUGUCUGGAUAGAAGUUAUUUUUCUGAUGCCUUUGAUGUAAUCAAAGUAUUUUUAUCAACACAUUGCAUCUGUGAAGAACAUGACAGAGAUGUGAGGGUCACACUCCAAAAUCGAAAUAAAAACAAUGCAGAGAAUAUCUUUAUUCUAUGAAUUACUUAUGUAAAUAAGUAAGAUUUAUGUAUAAUUUCAACAAUUUUCUUUGACAGAGAUUUAUAUUGAAUUACCAAAACAUCCAAUGGAUAAUAAACAGGUUUAUCUGUU
This is a messenger RNA of Cyprinus carpio (common carp), 3806 nucleotides long. Its product is annotated as transmembrane protein 150A-like. The record is from RefSeq and is a predicted model, not a curated record. Lineage: Eukaryota; Metazoa; Chordata; Actinopteri; Cypriniformes; Cyprinidae. Gene Ontology annotation, biological process: protein localization to plasma membrane.